GGAAUUUGGCCAUGAUUGGGUCCGUUGCGUCCCCCCGAAAACAGGAAGUUUUCAGAGAGUUACAGGCUAGCUAGCUCACUAGCCUGCGGGGUACAUACGCAUUUUUUUCAUGUUUCAACAAGUGUUUAAAUCGUGUGGACUAUCAGCCUUGCCACAGACGACAAACGAUAAGCUCAGCAGUAACUCACCGUAACAUGAAGUUAUGGAGGAGCGAAAGCUAAAGAGAAAGAGUCCCAGGAUCUCCACCAGCACCGCGGCUCCGACCGGUGGCUCUGGCCGGAAAACCACCGCUUCCUCCGGGGGACGGCACGUCGGCUCAAGCCAUAACGCGGGGAGCCAAAAGAGCAAAAAUAGGAGGGGAGUUCGAGACAAACCCAGGCAGCAACUGGGUUUAGGUGGUAGAUCUAAUCAGAAGCAGGGCCAGACAGCACCUACCAUCCAGCACUCCUUUCUGACUGAUGUGUCAGAUGUACAGGAGAUGGAGAACGGCCUGCUCAGUCUCCUCAACGACUUCCACUCAGGGAAACUACAAGCAUUUGGCAAUGAGUGCUCCAUUGACCAGAUGGAGCAUGUGAGAGAGAUGCAGGAAAAGCUGGCUCGUUUGCACUUUGACCUUUACAGCGAGGUGGAUGAAAUGCCAGAGGACCAGAAGAAAGUGGCCUGCGACACCAACAUGGACAAAUUACUUCUUAAUCUUGAGGAGCUGAGUUCUUCGAUUCAGAAACUGAAUCUAGCUGACUCCCAAGACAUUCCGAGGACUGCCAGUAUUUGAUUUUCUAUUUUCUUGUCAACCCCAUCUGACUCACCCCCCAUGUCACCUGGAGGGGCUGCAAUGGUUAAGGUGGAGUUGAAGCAAUCUUGAGGCACUAUUGCUCUUAAGUUUUGUGGCAGAAAUGGCAAGAAAGCUGUUCACCAGUGUUCCCGGUCUGUACAGCUGGAUGGACGUAUUGUAUGAUGUCACAACAGGGAUGCACUAACAGCCUUUUUUCCCCCCACUGCUAACAGUGAGUGGUACUGGCUAAUAUGGAGUAUAAAAUAGUUCUAAUCUUACCU
Perca fluviatilis (European perch) is the source of this 1053-nucleotide messenger RNA. RefSeq names its product coiled-coil domain containing 28A (gene ccdc28a). The transcript is spliced from 6 exons. The record is from RefSeq and is a predicted model, not a curated record. Lineage: Eukaryota; Metazoa; Chordata; Actinopteri; Perciformes; Percidae. Bases 203 to 772 code for a protein of 189 amino acids.